UUUUUCUUGUUUUAAAAAUGGGACAAUUUCAAAGUGCAGAAGCAGAUCUCAGAAUUUCUCCUAAAAGAGUUGUGGUUAAUCCGAGUGGAGAUACUGAAUUUUUGCAGAGGAAAUUGGCUUUUAAGAUUGUGUGUGUUAAUAAUAUUGAAUAUGGUUUUGUACCGGUCCAUGGAUUCUUUAAGCCGGGAGAAACAACAGUGAUCAGAAUUAGUCGCAGUGACGGGCCGGCCAAAACUGAUUAUUUCCAAAUUUGUCUUCUGGAUGCAAAAGAUGAGGAUCACAAUGCCGAAAAUUUGUUUGGGCAUUCAAAUUAUGGUAUGGAACAAAUUAAAAUUUUUCUGGAGGCUUCUAGCAGCGUAAAAGAACAACUAAUUGCAUCAAAAGAACCUCCAUCCCCGGGUGAUUAA
Meloidogyne enterolobii is the source of this 407-nucleotide messenger RNA. NCBI's taxonomy places the organism in Eukaryota, Metazoa, Nematoda, Chromadorea, Rhabditida, Meloidogynidae. The record is from the annotation of a GenBank genome assembly.